ACAAUAUUAUAAAUUCUUAGCACAAAAUGGCCGAAGAUAGUUUAAAUCUCCCAGAAUGGUUGAAUGUGCAAUUUAUAACCGAAGUUCUGAGUGGUCACGUAACGGAACCGGACCUAAAAGUUACUAACUUGGAUUUCUCCCCGGGAAGUGUAAAAGGAGAUAAUUACGCCAGCGAAAUGUAUCGUGCUGUGGUUGAAUAUGAAACCCGGAAGGGAUCCUCUACCAUGUCCCUUAUUAUCAAAACUGAAAUGUUUGCCGGCUCUGCUCUUUUUAAAACUGAAACUGGCAUGUAUAAAAAAGUUCUGCCUGAAUUCGAGAAGAUACUGCAAGAAAAAACUGAUACAUCCAAGCUGUAUGCAAAAUGCAUAUAUAGUAGCCUGGAGCCCCGACCGGUUAUGAUAUUCGAAGAUCUUUUGGAGAUGGGAUAUGCAAUGGUGCGAAAUCGUUUGCUUACGGAUGAAGAGAUUUGUAGUGCCUACUCCAAGCUGGCUAAAAUCCAUGCAGUCAGCAUGAAGUUUAUUAAUGAGCGACCUGAGUUCCUGAAGGAUUUCAAGGAUGGAAUUUGUCUUGUAGAUAUUCCCUAUAUGAGCUUCGGAAUGGCUCCGUUUACGGAGUUUUUGGGACGUAUUCCUGAAUUGAAAAAAUACCAGUCUCACUUUGAGAAGUUAGGACUUAGCUUUAUAGACCGAUUGCGGGAUGUCAUGAAGGAGUAUGAAACCAAUCCCCAGCCAGGAUACUAUGUUCUCUGCCAUGGGGACUACCACACUAGAAAUGUAAUGUUCAAGCACAAUAAGGAAACAGGAUGGUUUGAGGACUGUAUGCUGCUGGAUUACCAGGGAAGUUAUGUGGCGCCAAUGGCCGUGGACUUGAUGUACUCCAUUUAUAUGUUAAUGGACCGAGAGCAGCGCACUGAGAAAUUGGAGACCCUACUGAACUACUAUUUCUCCGUCCUCCUAGAGACCCUCAGAAAGAUUGGGUACCAGGGAGUAAUGCCCACUCCUCUUGCGUUCUGGGCGGAACUAAAACGCCUUAAGGAAUACGAAUUCCUAUUUCUGAGUACCUAUUUACCAAUGUCGCUGGGCCUUAGCCUUGGAACCGCCUCAAAUGAACAAAAUGAUCAAAAAUUAACAGAAUUUAUUGAAGAAUGUAAAAUACUGCUGGCCCGAUUCGAAAGGUCAGGAUAUUUUGAGGAUCUCUAGGAUUUCAAAUUAAUGAAAGUUGUUACUGAAGUAUUUUACUCAAGACCGGACAAUAUUAACUGUAAAAUAUUAUAUUUUCUAAUAUGUGUACCAAAAGAAAUAAAAGAACUGUGCAAAUAUUUCUCUGCAAACCCAA
Drosophila takahashii is the source of this 1335-nucleotide messenger RNA. Lineage: Eukaryota; Metazoa; Arthropoda; Insecta; Diptera; Drosophilidae. The record is from RefSeq and is a predicted model, not a curated record.